This is a messenger RNA of Rangifer tarandus platyrhynchus (Svalbard reindeer), 2412 nucleotides long. The record is from the annotation of a GenBank genome assembly. NCBI's taxonomy places the organism in Eukaryota, Metazoa, Chordata, Mammalia, Artiodactyla, Cervidae.
AUGGCGGCCCAUCGCUCAGGCCCGCUUAAGCAGCAGAAUAAAGCGCAUAAAGGCGGGCGGCAUCGGGGUCGAGGGUCCGCGCAGCGAGACGGCAAGGGCCGUCUAGCACCGAAAACCCUCAGCAAGAAGGUGAGAAAAGAUCUCAGCAGGGUGGACCAGAGGCAUCGCGCCAGCCAGCUCCGAAAGCAGAAGAAGGAGGCGGUUUUGGCAGAAAAGAGACAGCUUGGCAGCAAGGAUGGCCCUCCUCAUCAGGUACUGGUGGUGCCCUUGCACGACAGGAUUUCCCUGCCAGAGGCCUUUCGGCUGCUUCAGGAUAGGGACACUGGAACUGUACACUUGAAUGAACGGGGAAGCACCCAUAGCUUUAUGCUGUUAUGCCCCCGCUUGAAACAUCGGUGGUUUUUCACAUCGGCAAGGCCAGGGGAUCUGCACACUGUGCUAGACAUGGCUAAAGUGGCUGAUACCAUCCUGUUCCUCCUUGAUCCACUAGAAGGCUGGGAUAGCAUCGGGGAUUACUGCCUUUCUUGCCUGUUUGCUCAGGGCCUUCCCACCUAUACGUUAGCUGUUCAAGGGAUUUCUAGCCUCCCGCUGAAGAAACAAAUAGAUGCCAGAAGAAAGCUAAGUAAAGCAGUGGAGAAGCGCUUUCCUGAGGACAAACUCCUCCUGUUAGAUACUCAGCAGGAGGCAGGGAUGCUGCUCAGGCAGUUGGCUAACCAAAAGCAACGGCAUCUUGCCUUUCGAGAUCGGCGUGCCUAUCUAUUUGCUCAUGCUGCUGACUUUGUGCCUAGUGAAGAGAAUGACUUGAUGGGCACCUUGAAGAUCUCAGGCUAUGUUCGUGGGCAGGCUCUGAAUGUAAAUAGCGUGCUGCAUAUCAUUGGACAUGGUGAUUUCCAGAUGAAGCAGAUAGAUGCCCCCGUGGACCCUUUCCCUUUAAAUCUGAGAGUGAUCAGAUCCUCAAAGGACUCAGGCACGGCAAUGGAGAUUUGUUCUGCAGAUGCUGUAGCUGAUAUGGAGGAAGACCUGAAGGUUCUAAUGAAGGCAGACCCUGAUAGACAAGCAUCUUUGCAAACAGAGGUUAUCCCAGACCCAAUGGAGGGGGAGCAGACCUGGCCCACAGAAGAGGAGCUGAGCGAGGCACAUGACUUACUGAAGGAAAGUUCCAAGGUUGUAAAGAAGGUUCCCAAGGGAACAUCCAGUUAUCAAGCUGAAUGGAUUCUGGAUGAGGAUGGUGAAAGUGGUGGGGAAGGAGAUGAGUACGAUGAUACAGAACACGAGAAUUUUAUGGAAGAGGAAUCUCAGGACGAGGGUAGUGAAGAGGAAGAAGAGGAGGAAUGUGAAACUAUGACUAUAGGAGAGUCUGUACGUGAUGAUCUGUAUGAUGAGAAAGUGGAUGAAGAGGCUGAGGAAAAAAUGCUGGAGAAAUACAAACAAGAAAGACUGGAAGAGAUGUUCCCAGAUGAAGUAGAUACCCCCCGUGAUGUGGCUGCUAGAAUUCGAUUUCAGAAAUACAGAGGCCUUAAGAGCUUCCGGACAUCUCCUUGGGAUCCUAAGGAAAACCUCCCUCGAGAUUAUGCUCGGAUCUUUCAGUUUCAGAACUUUAUUAAUACCCGGAGACGCAUCUUUAAAGAGAUUGAAGAAGAAGUUGAAGGAGCUGAGGUUGGCUGGUAUGUCACACUUCAUGUCUCUGAAGUCCCUGUCUCAGUGGUUGAGCACUUCAAGCGAGGCACACCCUUGAUUGCAUUUUCGUUACUACCUCAUGAACAGAAGAUGUCAGUACUUAAUAUGGUGGUGAGCCGGCACCCUGGCAACACUGAACCUGUGAAAGCUAAAGAGGAGCUGAUCUUCCACUGUGGAUUCAGGCGCUUCCGAGCCUCACCUUUAUUCUCUCAGCACACUGCAGCGGAUAAACAUAAACUUCAGAGGUUCCUGACUGCAGACACAGCCCUGGUGGUCACGGUAUAUGCCCCGAUCACUUUUCCUCCUGCGUCUGUGCUGCUUUUCAAACAGAACAGCAAUGGAAUGCACAGCCUCAUUGCCACAGGCCAUCUCUUGUCAGUGGAUCCAGACAGGAUGGUCAUCAAGAGAGUUGUUCUGAGUGGUCAUCCUUUCAAAAUUUUUACUAAGACGGCAGUGGUGCGUUACAUGUUUUUCAACAGAGAGGAUGUACUGUGGUUUAAACCUGUGGAACUGAGAACAAAAUGGGGCCGCAGGGGCCACAUCAAGGAGCCUUUAGGUACUCACGGUCACAUGAAGUGCACUUUUGAUGGGAAGCUAAAAUCUCAGGACACAGUACUGAUGAAUCUUUAUAAGAGAGUUUUCCCCAAGUGGACUUAUGAUCCAUAUGUACCAGAACCAGUCCCCUGGGUGAAAAGUGAGAUUUCUUCAGCAGUGCCUGAAAUGGACAUGGAGUAA